Messenger RNA from Passer domesticus (house sparrow), 3100 nucleotides. RefSeq names its product 4-hydroxyphenylpyruvate dioxygenase (gene HPD). Gene Ontology annotation, biological process: L-tyrosine catabolic process. Bases 1386 to 2324 code for a protein of 312 amino acids. Gene Ontology annotation, molecular function: 4-hydroxyphenylpyruvate dioxygenase activity. Gene Ontology annotation, cellular component: endoplasmic reticulum membrane; Golgi membrane. Lineage: Eukaryota; Metazoa; Chordata; Aves; Passeriformes; Passeridae. The record is from RefSeq and is a predicted model, not a curated record. The transcript has 14 exons.
GCUGAAAAAGAAGAGGGUAGGAGGAAAUAUUAAAUUUUCAUUUCUCAAACAGGCAGGGAAGACCUGACACGGCUCAGACCCAGCACAACCCUCCUCCACUGGUUUACCAGACAAACCAGCCAUCAUUGAUGGAACUCGACUCCCUGUAUCCCUGUGCAGAAGCAGCAGCCUCCAGCUCCCUGCUGCCCACCUGAGGUCUGUCACAGUGGGCAGUGACACAGCCAGGGCUGGCCUGCUCAGGAAAUGUGCCCUGAGCUGCUGAAAGCCUCUUCCCUCCAGCAAGUGAAACAGUAGCUCACCCCAGGAGGCCCUUCCCGGCCCAGCGCUUUGGAGUCAGCCCCACGUGCACCCUUCUGCCACCACGGAUCACAGUCACGCUCAGGGGUCUCUGAAAGAGGGGAAAAAUAAAAAAAUAACCAAAAUAUUUCACUUUUCCAUCACAAAGUCAACUCCCUUCUUUUGCUGAAGCACACGAAGAACAUUAAGCCCAAGGAACUGUUGUGCAGCAGUGCCCACUCCCACUCCUGUGGCUGUAGCUGAAAGAAUGGAGUGUUUUGUGUGAAGUCAUCUCCAGAGAUCCCUCACUUUCACCACCAAGCACUUAAUGGUUGUGGCAGCUUCUCUGGCCAGGCCACGAGGGUGGCACAGCCCUGCUGCUGCAGGGAGUCCCCAGGGAGAACAAACAACGUGAUGAUCACAGCUCUCAGCUCCUCCCUUCAUCGCAAAUAGCUCAGUGCUGUGAGAGAACAAGGCUACAACUAACUGCACAGACUGAAUCUGACACUGCUUCUGACAUGGAAAUGAUGAUUCCAGAGAUCCAAGUUCCAUGGAAAAAGCUGUGGCUAACAGAGACAGGCAAGAGAAUGCAGUCACAGCAGGAAUGAGCUCACCCCCUCGCUGUGCUGCACCACCGUGGCAAUGUUCUGCAGGUUCUGGAAGUUGUUUGCAUUAACAGAUCCAAACUCCACAAUCUCAUCAUCAACUUGAAGUCCCUGGACAGAGAUAGAAGAGAGAUGAGCAUCUGCAUUCUCCAAAGACAGGGAAUAUCACAGGAGCAUCACCCUUCACUCAGCCGCAGGGAGAGAGAUGUGCUACAACACCGCUCACACUCAGGGCAGUGAACAUCACCACAGCCACAGCGAGAGACGUCCUACACAGACAAGGGGGAAAAGCCCCAACGAGGCCGCUUCAUCCACUUCCACUCCAUCACCUUCUGGGUCGGCAAUGCCAAGCAGGCUGCGUCCUACUACUGCAACAAGCUGGGCUUCGAGGAGCUGGCCUACCGGGGGCUGGAGACCGGCAGCAGGGAGGUGGUGUCACAUGUCAUCAAGCAGGACAAGAUCGUGUUUGUUUUCUCAUCCGCUCUGAACCCAGGGAAUGAGGAGAUGGGGGAGCACCUGGUGAAGCACGGGGACGGGGUGAAGGACGUCGCCUUCGAGGUGGAGGACUGUGACUUCAUCGUGCAGAAAGCCAAGGAGCGUGGUGCUGUGGUGGUGAAGGAGCCCUGGGUGGAGCAGGACAAAUUUGGGAAGGUGAAGUUUGCAGUGAUCCAGACGUAUGGUGACACCACCCACACCUUGAUAGAAAAGCUCAACUACAAGGGCCUGUUCCUCCCUGGGUACCACCCACCCCUCUUCAAGGACCCCCUGCUGUCCAAGCUACCAAGUGCCAAGCUCAGCUUUGUCGAUCACGUUGUGGGGAACCAGCCUGACCUGCAGAUGGUCCCAGUGGCAGACUGGUACCAGAAGAACCUGCUCUUCCACCGCUUCUGGUCAGUGGAUGACAAGCAGCUGCACACCGAGUUCAGCGCCCUGCGCUCCAUCGUGGUCACCAACUACGAGGAGACCAUCAAGAUGCCCAUCAACGAGCCAGCACCUGGCAAGAAGAAAUCCCAGAUCCAGGAAUAUAUCGAUUACUAUGGAGGGGCCGGAGUCCAGCACAUCGCCCUGAACACCCCUGACAUCAUCUCAGCAAUCACCAACCUGAAGCAGAGGGGCAUGCAGUUCAUGGAUGUGCCCUCCAGCUACUACCAGGUGCUGCGGGAGAGGCUCAAAACUGCCAAAAUCAAAGUGAAGGAGAGCAUUGACAAGCUGGCGGAGCUGAAAAUCCUGGUGGAUUUUGAUGAAAAAGGCUACUUGCUCCAGAUCUUCACCAAGCCAGUUCAAGACAGACCCACGGUGUUUCUGGAGGUGAUCCAGAGGCACAACCACCAGGGCUUCGGUGCUGGGAACUUCAAGUCUCUGUUUGAAGCCAUAGAAAUGGACCAGGAUGCCAGAGGAAACCUGACAGUGCUGGAGCCCAACGGGGAGACCAAGAGGAUGUAGGGGAUGGCAGGAAGUGCUGCCCUCCUCCCCAAGGAGCUGAAUCCCAAGUGAACUGGGAAAUGUCCCCUGUUUUGGUAAAUAGCCCAGACUCGAGUGCCACAAAGCCAGGGAAGCCACUGCCAAGCUGGACAGUGUGAAAGGACCCAACACCUCUCCCAGCCCAGCCCUGGCACUGCCCCUCGGUGACUCCUGGGAGAUGGGCGUGGGAAAUAGCAAACACACUCUCAAAAAGCACUUAAUCUGAUCCAAACCAUGGAAUUCUUCACAAAGGGCAGAUUUAAGGCAUGUGCCAAAGACACGCAGCUACAGAGGAAGACAGAAGAAACAACUGGGAGUGCUCACAUUUGGUCCAUGCAAAGUUUUAAUUUUAGCUACACGGGAAGCUGCGAAAGCACGGAGGCGUUUUCCUCUCUGCACAUCUCCUUUUGUAAGAUUUUGGUUUAAUUGCUUUUAGACUCAAUCUUGAUUUGAAUUUGCUGAGAAUAAACAUGGUUUUAGGGUAGCUCCAACACUCUGGAAUGAGAAUUAAUUGUAUUUACACUUUUCAGCCUUCCCAAGGCAACAGUCUUGCUCUAAUACCUGUAAAUUCCUGCAUUAAUGAUGGGUUGGGGUUUCUCCCAUGUUUCCAGCAGUAAUUGCUGGCAUUGGCAGCAAUUCCUUGGCUCAGAUCCUGGCUCCACGUGCAAAGUCCCCUCUGGGUGUUGUUCUGGUGCUGUCCUUUGCACGGGGAAUUCCUCCCCAAGGCAAUAAAUCCCUUUUUGACCUGGCCUGGGGAG